AUGGCUAGUGCUCUGCUCCAAUUCGGCCGGCGACAAGAUGCAGAAGCAAAGAUGGGCACGUCCGGCAGCUUCCAUGAGACAUUUGGGCCGAAGAGACCCGCGAGUGGCCUGUUCCAGAAUCCGGUGACCCGGCGAGAUCUCACAACACCGUGCGAGGAUGACAGGGCACGCCCAAUGCGAGUCAACGACACGCCCGAGGGCCUGAUUAUUGUAAAGUCAUCCAAUGGUCCGGGAGCUCAUCCCGCAGUGCCAAUAUUCAGUAGAAGUGUCCGUCCAACCCGAGACUUGGCGGGCUAG
Molecule: messenger RNA, 297 nt
Organism: Penicillium antarcticum
Lineage: Eukaryota; Fungi; Ascomycota; Eurotiomycetes; Eurotiales; Aspergillaceae
Exons: 1
Coding region: 1-297 (98 amino acids)
Source: RefSeq, a predicted model, not a curated record